UCGUGCACUAGCCGAGCAGUUCGGCUUCCUCAUUCAUUAAUAGAAAUUAAUUACUUAAAACUCAGUCCUUGAUAGUGAGCCCAGGUGUUGACAUCGGUGUUAGCUCUAUAUUUAGGAUAAUUUUCGAAGUAAUGAUAAUUAAAUUAUCUAGACCAAUCCGGGGUGUUUGCAAUUAGUCUGAGUCUUAUUUAUUCAUGGAUAUCGCUCAAUAUUCAACAAAGUGUGGAAGAAUAAUAAUGACUGGAAGGAGGUAAUACGAUAGUGCUCAGUGAAUAAGACAAAAUAGUGUUAUCAUGAUCAUAACUGGAUGACACUUUCGAAGCCUCGCUAUGACAGAUAUUAUUCAUCGUAUAACCGGAGACUUUGGUAUAUGGCAGCUGCGAGCAGUGUUGAUUAUUUUUCUUUGUAAAAUACCGUCAUCAUGGUUCAUGGCGUGUGUUAUAUUCACGGCUCCAGCGCCGCGUUUUAAUGAAUAUUAUUGUGCAGACGGUCUUCCAGAGCAAGAGCAACCAACCGGAGUAUCCAAGUUUUCCCUUCACGACUUCUAUAACACCGCGGGAAACUAUUCCCACCAUGACCAUUGCUUCAAAGAACAAUACAAUAAUGUAACUAACAAAUAUGACGAAGUGCCUUGUACCAGUUUUCAAUACAUCCCAACUGACUAUUGGUCACUGGUCACCCAAUUCAACUUAGUUUGCUCAAGAGAAAUUUUCGUAGCGUGGACUCAAUUUUGGCAUCUCUUCGGAGUACUAAUGGGUGGCAUCUCAGCAACCAAAUUGAUGUUAAGGUUUAGUCCGCGGAAUGUUAUGCUUAUGGGUAUGAUCACACAAAUAUUUUGUGGCUGCAUAACAGGCAUGACUUCUAGCUUCAACAUUCACUGCGCAUUCAGGUGCUUUUCAGCAAUGUGCUGUGCGCUGAUGUUCACCGCAGGACAAACAAUCUUUUCAGAAAUAACCGGCGGCAAGUAUCGUCUCGGCGUAGCAACACUUUUCGAUCAAUUCUGGUCAAUCGGAGUCAUCCUAUUGCCGGGACUCUCCAGCUUCUUCAGUAGUUGGGUUCACAUCUACUUAGCAAUUACAUUUCCAACUGUGAUCUUAAUAUUACUUUACCCUUGGAUACCAGACGCUCCGCGGUGGCUUCUGAAACGUGACCGCGUAGAAGAAGUGGAGAGAAUUUUAAUAGAAUCCGCCGGAAUCAACGACCGAAUGUGGAUGGUGCCACAGAACCUGCACGAGGAACUUGAAACAUUGGCGAACUCAUUAAAGUCAGAGCCACCGCCCGCAAAUUGGUGGAGCCUUUGGACAGGACCACGUGCUAAAACGCAUCUCAUUGCGGCACAUAUCGCCUGGACCGUGUACGUGACGAAUUUCAAUGGAAUGUUGUUGAAUAUCAGGUCCUUCGGGCGUGAGUACUUGAAUAUCAAUACAAUUUUCACAGGAAUCAGCGAAAUCCUCGGAUGUUUUCUGGCCCUGUUUUUUGCUUUGCACACAAGAAACAAGUGGAUGAGUGCUGGGAUUUAUAACAUCGUAGCCGGAUUGAUUGGAUGCCUAGGGUGGUUCAUAUCGGAUGAAUGGAGCGAAACUACUCGUGUAGCCGUUUGGAUGGUACUCUCAUCGAUACCGAAAGCAGGCGUGUCAAUAUCACAAUCAAUGCUCAUUGCCGGCACUUCUGAAUUGGUCCCGGCGCCGAAGCGACAAAUUUUCACAUUCUCCUGUAUAGUGGUAGCAAGGAUUGGAUUACUGACUGCUCCCUUCAUAAAUGUUCUGAAAAAUUUCGAUACGGCAUUAUCCUUGACGGCUUUCUGUGUGCUUGGUCUUAUCGGUGGCAUUGCAACAUGCUUCCUGAGAAGUGAACAAAUCAAUACGAACGAUUCGGCUGGAACGGAUUUUGAGCGCAACCCGAAUAACCUUUGUGCUUCGUCUACUACGGAGGAUAUAAUAACGACCCGAAAUGGAAUUCCAAGUACAAUCAAUGUUUGGACGACGGAGCCUCAAUUUUCGGAGAAGACUAACUUGUAAUGCCCUUCGGAUUUCUACGAAGGAUUUUUCCCAGUAUUAAGGAUAUAGGCGAAUACGACUUAGUUUACUUAAGAGGCUUUUGUGGGUGCUCAAAGGAAUUACUCCUGUCUUGUUGAUAGAUUCCUAGGAUAUUUGUUAAAUGAUUUCCAUAUCCUUUAGUGAAAUUGUAUAUAGAAUGAUGUUAAGGGUUUUGUUUUACAAAUAACAGUUUCUUCAUUUGUGAAUAAUGGGAAUGAAGCUGUAAUGUUAUG
Messenger RNA from Hermetia illucens (black soldier fly), 2269 nucleotides. Its product is annotated as organic cation transporter protein-like. The record is from RefSeq and is a predicted model, not a curated record. Gene Ontology annotation, molecular function: transmembrane transporter activity. NCBI's taxonomy places the organism in Eukaryota, Metazoa, Arthropoda, Insecta, Diptera, Stratiomyidae. Gene Ontology annotation, biological process: transmembrane transport. Bases 330 to 2018 code for a protein of 562 amino acids. The transcript is spliced from 6 exons.